Messenger RNA from Nezara viridula (southern green stink bug), 3264 nucleotides. The record is from the annotation of a GenBank genome assembly. Lineage: Eukaryota; Metazoa; Arthropoda; Insecta; Hemiptera; Pentatomidae.
CUCAUAAAUUAAAAUGUCAAAACCAUAAGUUAAUAAACCUGUUUCUUCUUUAAACUACUGUUAUUUUUUCUUUAUAUUUAUUUUUCAUCAUUCAAAUUACAUUUGCGAUCGAGAGAGCAUAGUAGUAGGGGAGCCGCCAUUGCACGAUAUAAAUGGAAUUUAGGCCUUGGAAGGUAAGGUUUGGUGUUAUAGUAAAUGAUUCACUGAAUGUUUAUUUCAAUGUAGUAUUUAAAAUGUAAAAACCGUAAGUUACAUGUAAAUUGUUUAUUUAUUCCAUCAAGAAUUUUCAUGGCCAUAAAAAAUUUGCCAACUCGAACCCCGUCCUAGAUAACUUCGCCAAAAUGGCUACGUUGACAUUUAAUUAAGUACGAAUUUCAUCCUUUUUUUAAUGAUUAAUUGGCUAUUUCAUUUUUAAGAACUAUUCAGUGUAUUUCAAAAGAAUAAUAUUGACUAGUGAUAAUAAUGUUUAUAUCCUGGUGUACACGUGAUAUCACCUGAAAUACCAAUUCGCCAAGAGGUGAAUGACCUGUUUUACUGAUGUUAAGAGCUCUAUCACCAAAUAAUUGUUACCCAAGGAAUCCUUUAAUGAUGGAACAAGAAUUUUGCCUGAGGUGGAACAACCAUAAAUCUAAUCUUACUGAAGUACUUUCAAAGUUUCUUGAAAAGGAAUCCUUAGUUGAUGUUACUUUAGCUGUAACUUGUGAUAAUGAUGAUUUUAAAACAUUCAAAGCUCACCAAGCUAUACUUUCAGCUUGUAGUCCAUAUUUUGAAAAGUUAUUCUUACAAAACCAACAUCCACAUCCCAUAAUCUUUUUGAGAGAUGUUACUGCUGUUGAAAUGCAAGUAUUAUUACAUUUCAUGUAUAACGGUGAAGUUAAUGUUAAGCAAGACGAACUAGCUGGUAUACUUAAAACUGCCACAGCAUUGCAAAUAAGAGGAUUGGCUGAUUCAAGGGAUAGCCAAAAGUCUGAUGAAUCACAAGUAUUUGAACAGAAUUCUAGACCGUCUCAUGAUAAUAGAAUUACAAGACCUUCCUCUCCUUCUGAAAGGCGGAAAAGAAAAUUGUCAGGUGGUUCUGAUCAAGCUGGACCAUCAUUUCAAGGCUGUACUUCAGAAAAAUUCUCUCCAGAACCUCAGGCAAACUUUUCCUCCUCAGCUCCUCAUACACCACAGUCUCAAUCCCCUGCUAAAUUUCUUCAUUUGUCUUCCUCAGAACUGAGUGACCCAAAUGUACCUGUGAUUAAACAUGAAGCUGUCCAGCCUGAUGAAGAUUCAUUUGAUGAAGCUCAACAUGUAGAAGAUGGAAAGGAUGAAAAGGGACAAGGAUCCUCCAUGAAGAUGGAGUAUGAGCAAGGAGCAUCUCUUCAAGAUCCUUCGGACAUAUUAGACGUGUGGCGUGGGCGGAGGGUUAAGGGCUAUGAUGGUUUAUUCUUGAGGCUCUCACCAGUUCUCUUCGAGUGCUGCCUUUGUGGGAAAGCGGUGACCAACAAGUGGCACCACGCCAACAGUCACCUCCCGCAGGCUCUCCCCUGCCCAUAUUGUGACAAUAGCUAUUCGCGAAAAGACAAUCUCAAAUAUCAUAUUAAAAACAAGCACCCAAAUAAAGUCUCUUAGAUCAUUAAGCAAAAUACUCCUUUUUUGAUUAAAAGAAAAAAAUAAUGAAGUGUGAUAAUAAAGGUAAACCCUCCUAAUCCUACAUCCUCCUCCAUAAGCAUUCAUCUAUAUGAAGAAGACUUUUUCAGGCUCAAGAUCUAUUCAUAUGAAGAUGGCUUUUGAUCGAUUGCCAGGGUGCUCAAACCUUCAUCGUUGUCGACUGUGUGGAAAGGUUGUGACACAUAUCCGUAAUCAUUACCAUGUACAUUUCCCAGGAAGGUUUGUUUGCCCUAUAUGCCAGGCAACUUACACAAGAAGUGAUAACUUAAGAACACACUGUCGUUAUAAACACUCUCUUUCAGAAACUCUUGCAAAAAUUAGUGAACCAAAGUCUGACAUCAGCACAGACGGUGCAGCUUGAAGUUAUAUUCCCCUCCAAUGAAUGUGAUAUUAAUACAGUGAUAUUUUUAUUAUAAGGAAAGUUAAACUUUCCUUUAAAGAAAAAAAUAUAUAUAUUUGUAGAAAAGUGAUAUGAAAUAUAUUUUUAAAAUUUUUAUCUUACCAGUGUAGCUGUUCAAAACAGCAAAAGCCUUCCAAGUCAUUAAUAUUAGGAAUGGGAUAGGCAAUUUAUUCCAUAUUCUUGAUCACUGUGAGUGUAAAAGAAUAAAAUAAUUUAUACCAAAUGUUUCAAAGUGCAUUAUAUUAGUAUUUAAACAAUUUGACAAUAACUUAAUUAGAAAUGAUUUAAAAUCUGCUUUAAAAACUCACCAAAUAACUUCUUUUUUUUUAUCUGUGAAUAGUCAGGUAAGAAUGAAAUGAUAACGGGUUAGAAGUGUAUGAUUGUUAAAAACAUUUAAUGGAUGUGUGUGCGUGUGUGUGUGUAUAAAACACUCACAAUAAUUUCUUUAUAGUGCAAUUGUUUUUAUUUUUAUUAUCUGGUUUUAUUGGCAUUAAAAUGUCAAUGUUACUGAUAUUGAUUUGUAUAUCUGUUCUGUAUUAUAUAUGAUAUUCUGUUGCAGUAAUGUUUUUAUUUUAAAGUUUUAUCUGGUUUAAAAUUGUAAAUAGAGAAUAUAUAGGUGAUAUAUAAAUAUAUAUUCAAAUAAUAUAUUUAAAUUAUAAUUUAUGUUUAUGUAAUGAAAAAUAUAUAUAUAUGUAUAUGUUUCAAUAUGUUAUUUUGAGUAUCAUCCAUUCCAAACUUUCAUACCAAAGAAUUGUUUCUUAAAAUACUUCUUGAAUAGUUAUACAUUUAUGAAACAUUAAUGCAUGCAAUAAGUAUUUUGAAAUCAGCUAUAAUAUUUAAGCAUACUUAUUUUAUUUUCAUAUGAAUUUGUUAUUGGAAUAUAGAAAUUUUGUGCAAUCUUUAUCAUUUUUUGGUAUUAAACACAAUAAAUUGUUGAAAUUUAUGUUAAAUUGAUUUAUGUAUAAUUUUUAAAUACAUGUGAUGAAAACAGUUGAUGUGAGACCAUUUAACUGUUUUUAUUUUUAUUUAUCUCCCUUAAUAACUGCGUUCAAAGAGUACCAAAUCUAUCCAUGUAUGUAAACCCCACAAGUAUAAUUUAGUUAAAAUAUUUUAAGUUCAUUUUUAUCCCUAUGAAAUAAUGAUUAAUGUUCAAUCAUACAAACACAAUUUAUAGAAUAAAAAAUAAAUCAUAAGUGAAAACUGAAAUUUGU